AUGGUUUCAAUAGAGCCAAGUUCCAAAGAGAAAGAAAAACUGAGAAGUGCUGGCAAUGAACUACUUGAACAAUUAGAUAUAAACUUAGAAGUCUCUAUCGGGAUUGAAAAUUCCCCUGAGAGUGAUGAAAUGAAAAGUUAUAGGCAGGAAGAGCUUGAAAAUCAUGAAAAUUACCAGAAUCUUUCUGAAGAUUCAAUAGAUGGCAUACAGGAUAUUUUAAAAUCUCCUUGCUCUCCAGCAUUCCACUCCCCAGGUUUAAAAAACUCUUUUGAAAUCAUUCAUAAUGACCUAGAGCCGCUUGAAUAUGAAGAAUUUGAAUUUCAUAUAGAAUCAGAUGAGGAUAAAGAAGACACUUCUAAGCAAUCAGUAAAAGAAUUUUUUGAUCUUAGCCCAAAAGAUUCUGAAAAUUUUCAUUCCAUUUCUGAAAUACCGCUUAAUUUUUCUGUUGAUAACGCUAAAGAAGUCCUGGUUUCAAAUCAAGAUCCUAAUGAAAAUCAUAAAGAAAGGUUUCUUGAUAUCAUAAGAGAGUCGAUUUCUAAAUUAAAAAUAAAAUGGCUAAACUGUCAUAAGUGGGCAAGUCGAUUAGUUUUUGGCUCGCCUAGGCUCCAAAGUCGGAUUCAAAUAACGAAAAUGGAAGAUUACCAUUUUGGAUUUCUAAUCUGAGUCACCUGUCCAAAGGGUCAGCUCUCUACACAAUCUGGAGUGGGCCCUGGUGGUCCCAACUAGAAGACAAAACUUGUCUAAUCCAUCUGGCAGGGACAGGAAAACCUUCAGGGAGAAGCAAAACUUCCUCUCUUCAGCAGGAUCUCCAAGCCUGAUGACUAUUUCAAAAAUGGACAGAUGCCCUAUUUUCAGCUUUAAAUAAUGAGCCAUACCAGAUCGAUAGGAGGCGCCUCGGAUUUCUUCUUUCGCCAAUUUAUUUUUCCCCGAUUUCUCAAGGAAUCCAAACUGAUCCUGCUCAAAUUGAGAUAUCAAAUAUUCCAAGCGUUUUAAUGCAAAGCAUCAGAGAUAUUUUGAAAGAAGAGCUUCAAAAAGCGUCAAAUUUAGAAAAAAAUCCACAAAAUAGAAUAACCUUUAUUGCUGAACCUUUAAAAAAGCCUAUAAUACAGCUGCAGCAUGAAAAAAGAAACCCACAGCCUAUUAUUCAAGCUGACUGCUCUGGGGCUAAAUAUAAAAGACCUACAGGCAAAGAAAUCCAGAAAAAAGUAUUACAAUUGAAAGAGUUAGGGUUCAAGAGCCCAGUUAAAGCCAUUUCAGCACUUGCGAAAACAAAUUACGAUGUUAUGAUGUCAGUAGAGAUUUUAUUGAAUAACUAG
This is a messenger RNA of Blepharisma stoltei, 1316 nucleotides long. The record is from the annotation of a GenBank genome assembly. NCBI's taxonomy places the organism in Eukaryota, Ciliophora, Heterotrichea, Heterotrichida, Blepharismidae.